AUGCCUUCUUCACCUCAUCCGUACCGCUCAGCGGCACAUCAGCUUCAACAUCCGGAACACGCUUCCUUUUCGCCUUCAUCUCGAUCUUCGCCGCUGUACACAUCGGCAAGCCGCAAAUCGCAUGCUGCCUACCGCAACUCGCCAGGUGCAUCCAGUCCCGAGGUGUUCAGCGACAUGGAUCGUGCAGCUCUGCCUUCCGCACAUAUCUCAGCCUCUCGUCCGUACAACGCUUCUGUCGAUCCGUCGCAGCAGCAGCAGCGACCUUCACCAUCCAAGCGUCGCAAACAGUCUAGCGAUGGCGCCGAGCUGCAUGCGUCGUCGUCGUCCAACACCGCCAAGACGCCACCGGGAGAAAGCGCGGGAUCGGAUGGCGCAGCCGACUCCAAACCAUCCACUCGAGUCGCCAAAGCGUGUCAGCCGUGCAGCACCAAGAAGCGUCGAUGCGAUGGACGUCAACCGCAGUGCUCUGUAUGCCAGGUGCUGGGCACGCCAUGCACGUACAACCACACCGGUCUCAAGCGCGGCCCACCCAAGGGCUUUCGUUCGGGUCCAAAGGAGUCGGCCCGGGCCAAGCUCAUUCGCACGCUGGAAACGACCAUUCGCGAUCUCGUCAAUCACCUCGGCAAGGACGAUGCAGGCGCAGAGAUCGUUCGUGUCUCUGGCGAGCGUGAACUUCCCAUCAGCAACGCCCAAGCGCUAGCAGCAGGAUCAGGCCUCGGCGACGCACGUGCCUCGAAGCAAUCGGCUUCCGCAGCAAAGAAAAAGGGCGCCGCGGCAGCACAAGUCAAGGUGGAGGAAGGCUUGCACCCGAGACGCCACCCAUCUGGGUCCUUUGAGGGCUCCAAUGACGUCGGCGCCGAUGUCGACCCGGCGGCUGAAGCCGAGGAAGAUGUGAUCGGCGAGACGCGCCAGGGCGAGAUCGUCUACCGUGGCUCCAGCUCUGGCAUCGGAAUCCUCCAGCGUCAGCACCGCGCCGAGUCUCCAUCUCCUGCUAUUGCCGCUUCUCGGUCCGUCGCCUCGGGCUCAUCGGCGCCCUUUGGCGGGCGCUCUCGUGACGAUCGCGCUACAGCAGACUUGGCAUCCCAUCCGAAACCGCCCGUGUUUCUGCCCAUCUCGUCACCACACAUCGCGGGAGAUGCCGACACUACGAGCUCUCAAGAUCGGUCGCCGGGACGUUCGGGCCCCAGCCAACGCAAGGAUUCGUCGAAUCUGCACAGCCUCUACCCCGACACGAGCAGGGAUGGGCAGAUGUCGGGCUCGAGCGCUUCGGUGCAGGACCCAGUGGUGUCGGUGGAGGAGAACGACCGGCUCUUCCGAUACUACUGGCAGGGCUUCCAUCCGUUCUACCCGAUCUUGUACAAGCCGUGGUUCAUGGGCUUCUCGGGCGAAGAGCUGCGCGCGAGCCUGGAGCCUAGCCUGCUGUACGCCAUCUACUCGAUCGCCGCGUGCGUUGUCCCGGCGAACGCAGCGACAAAGUCGGACCAGGGUAGACCAGCUGCAGACGCGCUGAACCACGAGCGCGCGCAGUCGUUCUGCCAGGCGGCCGAACGUCACGUGCUGGCUAAAGGGCUGCGUCCGGACAUUGCAUCGAUCCAGACAUGCUGGCUGCUCAGCCUAUACUCGCAUGGCACGGGCGAUUUGUCGCGCGCAUGGAACUUCCAGAAUCUAGCGAGCUCGAUGGCCGUCGACAUGGGUCUGCACCGGUGGCCGAUCUACCGCGCGGAGAUCGUGCAGGAUCGGGUGCAGCGCGAGACGCGCAUCCGCAUCAUCUGGCACUGCUACAUCCUGGACAAGGUGCUGUGUGCCGAGAUGGGCCGACCGGUGGGUCUGCGCGCCAAGGACAUCGACGUACCACUGCUGUCCGAAACGGAGGAGGAUGAGUUUGAGCUGUGGUCGGAUCAGCUCGAGAUGCAGCCUGCGGGCGCCUCGAGCAGCCAGCGUGGUGUGGCGACGGCCAAUGCAGGCCGGCGCUUGCAUGCGCCAUCGUGUCUGAACUGGGGCGUGCAUUUGUUCAAGAUCGUGGAGCGCAUCUUGGACGAGGUGCACUCGCUGCGACGCAAGGCGCUGCUGCGUCGGCAGGGCAAGGAGCAAGUGUUGGCCGAGCUCGAUCACCAGCUGACCGAGUGGAAGGAGAAGCUGCCUGCCCACCUCCAUCUGGACGACAGCCCGAACGAAGGACCCUUCCCGAGCUUUUUUGCGCUCAAUCUGUGGUACUACACCGGUCGCCUGCUGUUGCAUCGACCGUUCAUCCCGCAGGAGGAGGGACUGCCCAUGUCGACCGUGCUGGACAACGACAGCCACCGGCAGAGCACUUUGGCAGCCAACACGAUCUGCGACCUGCUCGAAGCGUCGGCGCGCGACAUUGUGGAUCGGCUGUCGACCGAUCUAGGCUACUGCCUGUUCACUGCGGCGGUGAUGUUUGUGUUCAAUGCGCGGUUGCCGGAUGCCAGGAUCGCGUCGGACGCACGCAGGCGGUACGGGCUUUGCGUGCAGUGGCUCAAGAAGCUGGCGGACACGUGGCCGGCGGCGUCUGCGCACCGGCUGCUGUUGGACGGCUUUGCGGUGGUGGGCGAAGACGCGUCCAAGCAGGGCGGCGACGCACCGCAGCGUCGAGCGAGCAUCGCAGCGUUGCAAGCGGCCAAUGCAGGCUCGGGCAUGGCAGCGACGAGCAAGGUGUCGAGCUGGAUCGCCGAAACCGAAGGCGCACUGCAAGGCUCGUCUUCGGCGCGGCGCGCUCAAGAUGGCGCGGCGAAAGACGAGCGCGCCACGACGUCCAGCCAGGAUGCAUCGGCGAUGUCGAAUGCGAACGGCGCGAUGGGUCCGGGCGGACCGGGAGUGCCGAUCUUUGACGAGAGCUGGAGCAAAGGCAGCGGAGCCUUCGGCGGCGGCGGCGGACCGGUGAGCGAGAAUGCGCGCCAGCUGAAUGCGCCCAGCUCGCUCGACUUUGCGCCGGGCAUCUUUGACGUCGAGUCGUUCUUCUGGAACGAGAACGCCACCGCGACGGGUCUGAUGGGCAUGAACUUUACGCCUCUGCCUGGCAACACACCGACGGGGUCUUCGCACGGGCUGAACUCGAACGUAGCUCCCGCGCCGUCGCCAGGCAUGGGCUACGGCGAGUACAGCGGUGGGAUCAUGGCGAGCUUUGGGCCGACGAGCGCGAUGCAGGGGGCAGCGGGUUCGGCCAUGGCGUAUGCCAACAUGCAGUACAGCCAGGCCGGGCGUGGUGGUGCGCAGUCGAUGGCGCCGCCUGCCGCGCCGGGCCAGUCGCGUCAGCCAGCAGCAGCAGCAGCGGCAGGAGGGAUGUAUGGCGGGGCUGGGACUGCAUCAGGGGUCUUGGGGGUCUCGGAGGGUGGUGCGGGUGUUGUUGGGCAGCCCGGCGGAGAUGCAGGCGGAUCAGGUACUGCCGGAGCAGGCAUGCCGACAUCGCCGUUCGCCUUCAAUCCGACCGCUCACAACAUCGGAGAGUUCUGGAGCAUGCUCGAGCUGCCACCUGCGUUUUUGCAGCAGUGA
Molecule: messenger RNA, 3510 nt
Organism: Moesziomyces aphidis
Lineage: Eukaryota; Fungi; Basidiomycota; Ustilaginomycetes; Ustilaginales; Ustilaginaceae
Source: the annotation of a GenBank genome assembly